CAGCGCCGCGGCUGGGGAAAUGUCUGAUGAGGAGAUCAAAAAGAAGACACUAGCUUCAGCUGUAGCCUGUUUAGAAGGGAAGUCACCAGGGGAGAAAGCAGCAAUCAUCCAUCAGCAUCUUGGCCGUCGAGAAAUGACAGAUAUGAUCAUUGAGACCAUGAAGUCCAACCCAGAAGACAAGAUAAAAACUACAGUGGAAGAAAGGAAGUCGUCAGAAGCAUCCCCCACCGCACAGAGAAGUAGAGAUCAAAGUAAAGAACGUCCAAACACUGCUCCUGAUUCUCCAUCCAAACAGCUUCCAGACCAGAUUUCAUUCUUCAGUGGAAAUCCAUCAGUUGAAAUAGUUCACGGUAUUAUGCAUCUAUAUAAGACAAAUAAGAUGACCUCCUUAAAAGAAGAUGUAAGGCGCAGUGCCAUGCUGUGUAUUCUCACAGUCCCUGCUACAAUGACCAGUCAUGACCUUAUGAAGUUUGUCGCCCCAUUUAAUGAAGUAAUCGAACAAAUGAAAAUCAUCAGAGACUCUACUCCAAAUCAGUAUAUGGUGCUGAUAAAGUUUAGUGCACAGGCUGACGCAGAUAGUUUUUAUAUGGCAUGCAACGGCCGCCAGUUCAACUCCAUAGAAGAUGAUGUUUGCCAGCUGGUCUAUGUGGAAAGGGCUGAGGUGCUGAAAUCCGAAGACGGUGCCAGCCUUCCUGUCAUGGACCUGACCGAGCUGCCCAAGUGCACGGUGUGCCUAGAGCGAAUGGAUGAGUCGGUGAAUGGUAUCCUCACCACGUUAUGUAACCACAGCUUUCACAGCCAGUGUCUGCAGCGCUGGGACGACACGACGUGUCCCGUUUGCCGGUACUGUCAAACGCCAGAGCCAGUAGAAGAAAAUAAGUGUUUUGAGUGUGGUGUUCAGGAAAACCUCUGGAUUUGUUUAAUAUGUGGCCACAUAGGAUGUGGACGAUAUGUAAGUCGACAUGCUUAUAAGCACUUUGAGGAAACACAGCACACAUAUGCCAUGCAGCUCACCAACCAUCGAGUCUGGGACUAUGCUGGAGAUAAUUAUGUCCAUCGACUGGUUGCAAGUAAAACAGAUGGAAAAAUAGUACAAUAUGAAUGUGAAGGUGAUACUUGCCAGGAAGAGAAAAUAGAUGCCUUACAGUUAGAGUAUUCGUAUUUAUUAACAAGCCAGCUGGAAUCUCAGCGAAUCUACUGGGAAAACAAGAUAGUUCGGAUAGAAAAGGACACAGCAGAGGAAAUUAACAACAUGAAGACCAAAUUUAAAGAAACAAUUGAGAAGUGUGAUAAUCUGGAGCACAGACUAAAUGAUCUCCUAAAAGAAAAGCAGUCUGUGGAAAGAAAGUCUUACACGACUUUAAACAACGUUGUAACGAACAUUUUUCUCCACGUCUUUUUUUUUUCCCUCUUGUGCACUCAGCUAAACACGAAAGUGGCUAAACUCACCACUGAACUCAAAGAAGAGCAAGAAAUGAACAAGUGUUUGCGAGCCAACCAAGUCCUGCUGCAGAACAAGCUGAAGGAGGAGGAGAGGGUGUUGAAAGAGACCUGCGAUCAAAAAGACCUGCAGAUCACUGAGAUUCAGGAGCAGCUGCGCGACGUCAUGUUCUACCUGGAGGCGCAGCAGAAGAUCAACCACCUGCCUGCUGAGACCCGGCAAGAAAUCCAAGAGGGACAGAUCAACAUCCCUGUGGCCUCGGCCUCAAGCCCUUCUUCUUCAGGGGGCAGUGGGAAGCUGCCCUCCAGGAAGGGCCGCAGCAAGAGGGGCAAGUGACUUCAGGGAAUCAAACAUCCCUGAGACUUCUCCCUGACACUGCAAAGGUGUGUGGGACCUUCAGCUAGCUGUGAGGGGAGACCUCACGAAGUUCAAGUGAGGAUCAUGCUGCAGUUGUGUGGCUCUUUGAUUUGCUAGUUGGGGUGUCAUGGAUGUAGAGGGUGCUGUCUGGGAGAGUUGAUAGACUGGGGGGCAGUGUUUUUGAAGGUGGGAAUAGUUCACUAACCUCAGACAUUCUGAUGACCAUUUUGCCUUCCUGCUUGGUAGAUGCCCCAGUCGGCUGUGCAUUUUUUUGUUGUAUUUAUUGAGUUGGUGAUUUAACAUUCAAUAUCAGGGUAGGUUUAAGACAUUCAGUUUUUUGUAACCUCAGAGGUAACGUUACCUAGCCCCAAAGCACCAAACCUCUCUGAGGUCACAGCAGCUGCACUGAAGAGAGGUACUUAGUGGCUGCUGAGGAGUUCUGAAAAUUCCCCGGUUUUAGCCUCAUAUUGUUGUCAUCCCUUCCCUUCCUCUGGGGAGUUGAAGAAUUGUUUGAAUGUUAUAUGAAGAGGCUGGGUUGUAAACCAGGCACUGGCUUGUCACCAGCAGCCAUCUCUUCUUUCUCUAGCGCUAGCCAGGAAAAACAAACACAAGGCAGACUGAAUAGACCCAAUGUAGGAAAAAUGGUGGCAGUUCUACUUUAUUUUUGUUGACUCCAUGUAUCAUUAUGAACCUCAAAGAAGAGGCCUAAUGGUUGCUUCAAAAUUCAAAUCUCAGACUGGAUUUCCUAGCAUCUACCAAGAAUAAGCGAAGGAGUUUAUCAUUGAUGUGAAAAUGGAGAGUGAGGCCUCUGACUAGCGUAUUGUGUGUUCUGCUGGGAUCAGUAUUUUCUGAAUGUUUACAAAAGAUUGAGCUGCAUGUUCAGGUUGCAGCUAGAGGGAGCUUGGGCAGAUUUUCAGUAGUGCUUUCAAGAUACAACCAAAGGCAGUUUCUAAAUCCUAAAAUCAGAAUUUCAACACAGCCCCCUUUAAAAUAGUCGCACAGUGCUUGUAUGGGCCAACAGAGGGGCUGUGUUACUUUAAGAUUAUAAACAUCAGUAAUUAGUAACCUGCAGUAACUGAGCAGAAUUAAAGUAAGACCGUUUUGGAAUUUACCUUCUAAAAGAGUAGCUGGAUAGGUUAACAAGACAUACUCCUAAGUGAUAGCUUUUGUUUUCUGUUUUAUAAUUAGCCAAAGGUUUCAAAUUACCACAUUUCAGAAUUGGUUUUGAGCCUGUGACUAAGCCCCUUUGACCUACACGUUCUACAUAUUACUUGUUAAUACAUCAACUGUAUCGCAAAUCACCAUCUGUUUUUGUGGGAUGUGCUACAGCAUUUCCCAAAACACACCUUACCUGCAACUUUGCAAAAUGAAUGUACUCAGACAUUCUGAAUUUUUACUUAGGGCAGACCAAUUCUCUGAGUCCUCCUUGGACGCUUGUAUACAGAUAUCUUAAAGCAAGAGUGAGAAUGUAAAGCAUAACCUAAUUCUCUUUCCUAUAGAGAUUCUAUUUUAUUUAAAAUCUAUUUUUACACUUGUUAAAGUCCUACUGUUUUGGCCAAGUACUUGUCUUGCAUGUCUGACCUUGCAGAAGCUGGGGUGGAUUGUAGCAUACUAAUUACAAGAAUCAGAAGUAGUUUCCAAAGCUUGCUCUCUUGCUCGCUCCUCACUUCUUGAUGAUCACUUCCAUGAAGCAGCCCUACCACCAGCUGGGAGAAUGGAGAUUUUUCAGCACAGGUGGGAUAAAUGCUUGGAAAGGCUAUUCCCCAGAGGAAUGAGCAAACUGGCAAAUGUUUCCAAGCUUCUUAAAGGAUUUUUGUUGUUGUUGUUGUUAUUUUGGGUUUUUUUUGUUGUUGUUGUUUUUUAAAAAGAUCCAGAAAAGAAAAAUCUUACCAAGAUACAUAAAGAAAAUGUUUUUAAAAAAAGUAGUUAAGGAGUCAUGUUUGGAUUUGACAAAAUUACAUAAGAUAGACGCUGUUAGUGUUUUCUUCACAAUGGAAAUGAACCACUUAAUAUACCUAUACUACCUUGGAGAAUGGAAUUGCAUUAAAAUAACCACGCUUUGAAAGUA
Messenger RNA from Tupaia belangeri chinensis (Chinese tree shrew), 3866 nucleotides. RefSeq names its product BRCA1 associated protein (gene BRAP). The transcript is spliced from 13 exons. Gene Ontology annotation, molecular function: zinc ion binding; ubiquitin protein ligase activity; nucleic acid binding. NCBI's taxonomy places the organism in Eukaryota, Metazoa, Chordata, Mammalia, Scandentia, Tupaiidae. The coding region runs from base 20 to 1777 and encodes 585 amino acids. Gene Ontology annotation, biological process: Ras protein signal transduction; protein ubiquitination. Gene Ontology annotation, cellular component: cytoplasm. The record is from RefSeq and is a predicted model, not a curated record.